UGCUCGAUGACUAAGGGUGCCAGGGCGGUGCUGCUCUGGGGUGGGGAGUCGGACUCCCUGAUGUUAUCAGACUCGGGCUGUUCCUCCUAGCCUCCAGGUGUCCGGCAAAUCAGCACACAGCCUGUCACUAACCUUGGCAAGCCGGUCCAGGCUUAACGCACAGCCACUGGAGGCCGGGCGCGGGAGCGGGAUGUACCUGUGCUGGGGCGCCAGCUCCAAAGGACCUCUGCGCCGGAGGCCUGCGGCCCGGGGCAGUCCCGAGCUUCGGCAGGCCGCCAGCGGGGAGCGCCACUCGCUGCUGCUGCUGAGCGACGGCGCUGUGCACUCAUGCGGGGACAACAGCCGGGGCCAGCUGGGGCGGAGAGGCUUGCAGCGCGAGGAGCAGCCAAAACCAAUUCAGGCAUUGGAAACUCUACGUGUUGAACUGGUGAGCUGUGGAAAGGAACACUCCCUUGCUGUCUGUUACAAAGGAAGGGUCUUCGCAUGGGGAGCUGGUUCUGAAGGGCAGCUGGGAAUUGGAGAAUUUAAGGAAAUAAAUCUUAUACCUCAGAAGAUAAAAACUCUGACUGGUAUAAAAAUUAUACAAGUUUCCUGUGGAAACUACCACUCUCUGGCAUUAUCAGAAGAUGGCCAAGUGUUUUCAUGGGGAAGUAACAGCCAUGGGCAGCUGGGCCUGGGGAAAAAGCUCCCCUCCCAAGCCAGCCCACAGAGGGUGAGGUCCCUGGAUGGCAUCCCCCUGGCUCAGGUGGCUGCAGGCGGGGCCCACAGCUUUGCCCUGUCUCUCUCUGGGACUUCAUUUGGCUGGGGAAGCAACAAUGCAGGGCAGCUGGCCUUCUUCGGGAGUAAUGUUCCAGUGCAAAGCUACAAGCCUCGUUCAGUUAGUGCGCUGAAAACUCUCGGUGUGGUUUAUAUCAGCUGUGGUCAUGAGCACACUGCAGUGCUUACCCAGAAUGGGAAAGUGUUCACAUUUGGAGACAAUAGCUGUGGACAGCUGGGACACAGCCCCACUGCUGAGAAGACAGGUCCACAACUCAUGGAAGGAAUUGAAGGCCUAGUUUCACAGAUAGACUGCGGAAGUUACCAUACCCUUGCGUAUGUCUACACCACAGGCCAGGUGGUAUCUUUUGGUCGCGGACCAAGUUGCAAAAGCUGCUCAAAUCAUCCGGAGCCUCUGACAGAGAACACUGACGUUACCUGCCUGAUUUCUGCUGAGAGACUUGUGGAUGUUCAAGUCAAGCACAUUUUUGCUGGAACACAUGCCAAUUUUGUGACAACUUACAAGGAUACUAGUUCCACAAAUGUUUCCAGGAAAAUCCUGCCAGAAAUAAGCCAAAUUAACCAGUCCCUGACAGAGAAAUGGAUGGCAGUGACAAGAGGAAGCAGUGAACAUGAAAUGGCUACAAGCGAAGUUAGGAUGAUAUUUUCAUCUCCUGCUUGUCUGACUGCAAGUUUUUUAAAGAAAAGAGAAUCUGUAGAAACGAUUUCCAUUGAUGUGGACUUACAAAUGGCAAGAGAUACCUUCGAGAAGUUGACAAAAACAGAAUGGAUUUCUUCCAUGAUAACUACAGGUUUUAGGGAUAAUCUGCUCAGAGCUCUUCCAUGUCAUUCUCCACACCAAGAAGCAUUAUCAGUUUUCCUUCUGCUCCCAGAAUGUCCUGUGAUGCAUGAUUCUAAGAACUGGAGGAGUCUGGUGGUUCCAUAUGCAGAAGCUGUUUGUAAAAUGAGUGACCGAUCUUUACGAGUCCUGAAGAAGUGCUGGGGAUCUUUGCAAGAAUCUUCUCUCAAUACACUGGUCCAGAUGCUCAAAAAUGCCAUCGUCUCUCAGCUGCGUUCCUGGCCUAAAAUUGAAACCAAUGAGAAUCACUGCAAUCUUAAAGCUCUUCUAGGAAUGGUGAAACAAGUGUAUAAGGUAAAUAAAGCUAGGUGUCGACUACCAGAAGAUACUUUCAACAUAAACGAACUCUCCUAUUUGCUGAACUUUCAUGAAGACAGAAGAAGACUGUUCCUUAGGGAUAACAACCUAAUACCUGCGGAAAACCUCAGUCCCAUUAUUUUCAGUGAUUUUCCAUUUAUUUUUAAUUUGCCAUCCAAAAUUAAAUUAUUACAAGCUGAGUCCUAUUUAAAAAUAAUGGGCUUAAAACAGAAAGAAUACCUGGAUUGGGGGCAAGUGAAUCUGCCAACAAAGGAUGGACAACCUACAUUUACACUUAGAGUCAGACGAAGUCAUCUAGUUGAAGAUGCUCUGCUUCAGUUAAGCCAAGUUGAAGACACUGACCUCUGUAAAUUAUUAGUGAUUGAAUUUAUUAAAGAAAUUUGUUCUGUGGGAGAAGGGGUAAAAUCUGAGUUCUUCCACUGUGUAUUUGAAGAGAUGACCAAGACAGAAUAUGGAAUGUUCAUAUAUCCUGAAGAGGGUUCCUACAUGUGGUUUCCUGUCAGCCCUAAAUUUGAGAAGAAGAGAUAUUUUCUCUUUGGGAUGCUGUGUGGACUCUCCCUGUACAAUUUAAAUGUUGCCAACCUUCCUUUCCCACUGGCUCUCUUUAAGAAACUUCUGGACCAAAAGGCAUCAUUGCAAGAUUUAAUAGAACUCAGUCCUCUUCUCGGAAAGAAUUUGCAAGAAAUUCUAAAUAAUGAAGCUGAUGACAUUGGAGAAGAGCUUUACAUAUAUUUUUCUAUACACUGGGACAAAAAUGAUGUGGAUUUAAUUCCAAAUGGGAUCUCUGUACCUGUGGACCAAACCAACAAGAAAGAAUAUGUUUCCGUAUGUGUUGAUUACAUUUUCAACACCUCUGUAAAGGCAGUUUAUGAGGAAUUUCAGAGAGGAUUUUAUAAAGUCUGUGACAAGGAGAUGCUUACAAUUUUCCAGCCCGAAGAACUAAUGACAGCAGUGGUUGGAAAUACUGAUUAUGACUGGAAACAGUUUGAAAAGAAUUCACAAUAUGGUCAAGGAUACCACAAAUCACACCCUACUAUACUGAUGUUUUGGAAAGCUUUCCACAAAUUAACUUUGGAGGAAAAGAGAAAAUUCCUCUUUUUUCUUAAAGGAAAUGACAGGCUGCAUGCAAGAGGCAAACAGGAAAUGGGAAUCCUCUUUCGCUGUCCCAAAACUUUCAGUGAAAGAGAUAACCCAAGAGCAUUGACAUGUCAUAAUAUUCUGGACCUCCCUAAAUAUUCUACGAUGCAAAGAGUGGAGGAGGCCCUUCAAGUAGCCAUCAACAGCAACAAAGGAUUUGCUUCCCUCCAAAUCACAGACUGACUCCUGAUAGUUUUGGUGAUGCCUUGUAUUCUCAGGCCCUCUCAUCUUCAACUCGUUUGUUCUUCCUUAGGUCUAAGUGACACAAAGGGUUGAAUAGAUUUUAGAAUUAGUUGACAAAUGUUGGGGUAAACAAUAAUAUGAUGAAUCAAGAAUAAUUUUUUAAGAAUAAUUUUUUAAUAAAUUAACAUUUCUUGAUCCCUAAAUUUGUUAUUUGAAUGUUUGCUUUUUACUGAAUUAUUCCUGAACAAUAAUUUUCAUGUAAAAAUAAACUGAAUAUUAAAAGCCAACAGAUAUUUUUAAAAAUGUUGUUCAUCUAGGGGCACCUGGGUGGCUCAGCUGGUUAAGAGUUCAACUCUUGAUUUCAGCUCAGGUCAUGAUCUCAUUGCCUGUGAGUUCAAGCCCCAUGUCCUGCUUUGCGCUGACAGUGCAGAGCCUGCUUGGGAUUCUCCCUCUCCUUGUCUCUCUGCUUCUCUCUCUCUUUCUCUAAUUAAAUAAAUAAACUUUGGAAAGAAACAAUAAAAUAAAAUGUUGUUCAUCUAAUAAACACUGUCUGCAAAUAUUAAAGAUAUUAUGCUGGUUUGAAAAAAUAAAGUAAUUCAACAGGGUUUUGAGGCAUGUAAAUAUAUAUUUUAUAUUCUAAAAUGUCUUGAAUUUAGCCAGCUGCUGAGUAAUUUUAUUGAAAAAUCUAUAUGUUAAAGGAUUCAUUAGUUCAUUGAAUAAAUACUUAUCCUCAAUCCUGUUCCAAGAGUCAGUCUAAAUGCAUAUAUCAUUAUUUUGGUUAAACACUGAGCCCAACCAGGAGCUCCCAUCCGAUGGUAGUUGGAGAAAAUGAA
This is a messenger RNA of Panthera uncia (snow leopard), 4086 nucleotides long. RefSeq names its product HECT and RLD domain containing E3 ubiquitin protein ligase family member 6 (gene HERC6). Bases 191 to 3253 code for a protein of 1020 amino acids. Gene Ontology annotation, molecular function: ubiquitin-protein transferase activity. NCBI's taxonomy places the organism in Eukaryota, Metazoa, Chordata, Mammalia, Carnivora, Felidae. The transcript is spliced from 23 exons. The record is from RefSeq and is a predicted model, not a curated record.